AUGCCGAGCAUAUUCUCCUACCAAAGCGCCGAAGUCGACUGGUGUGAAAGUAACUUUGAGCACUCGACGAUCAUUGCGGAGUACUACAACACCAUCAGCAAUGUAAGCUUCUUUGUCCUUUCUCCUGCCCUGCUCUACCUGAACCGGCAGUACCAUCAGCGGCGUGCCUUGCCCUUGUAUUUCGUUUCUGGCCUGCUCUUCUGUGUAGGUAUCUUCUCCGUGUACUUUCACAUGACCCUGAGCUAUGUGGGGCAACUCUUGGAUGAGCUCUCCAUCCUCUGGACACUGGCUGCAGCAUAUUCCUUUUGGUACCCAAAGGUUUACUUCCCCAGGUGCAUCAAGAGCAGGAAGCAUUUCUUCUGGCUGAGUGGUGUCACCACUAUGAUCAGUACACUGAUGUCCUUCAUCAAACCAGCACUCAAUGCCUACGCGCUCAACUGCAUUGCCUUCCACCUGCUGUACCUGAUGUGUCGUGAGCUGAAAAAGUGCAACGACAGAAGGGUUCACCGGAUGGCCGUAGUGAUGGUCAUGUUGUGGGUAGUGGCCAUCAGCAGCUGGAUAAGCGACAGAUGGCUCUGCGGGCUCUGGCAGGCGAUCAGCUUCCCCUACUUGCACAGCUUCUGGCAUGUGCUGAUAGCCUUGUCCCUCCUCUACUGCUGCCCACUGGUCGUCUACUUUGAUGUCAACUAUGAGAUGCCAUCGCUCAAGCCAAAGAUAGAAUAUUGGCCCAGCGACUCCUGGCCUGUUGUGGUGCCUUACAUCGCCCUGGAGGAACGCAACAAGCAGUGUUAG
This is a messenger RNA of Opisthocomus hoazin, 792 nucleotides long. RefSeq names its product alkaline ceramidase 1 (gene ACER1). Gene Ontology annotation, biological process: sphingosine biosynthetic process; ceramide catabolic process. NCBI's taxonomy places the organism in Eukaryota, Metazoa, Chordata, Aves, Opisthocomiformes, Opisthocomidae. Gene Ontology annotation, cellular component: membrane; endoplasmic reticulum. The record is from RefSeq and is a predicted model, not a curated record. Gene Ontology annotation, molecular function: N-acylsphingosine amidohydrolase activity.